GGUCAUUCAGUUUUCAGCCUCCCCUCUCCCUCUCUCUCUGUAUCUCUCUGAAAUCUAGGAAUGCUAACUUAUUAAAUGAAAAGAUCGUGGGAAUCCCUCUAGGAAACCUGAAACGGACGCGGAAAGCGAAGGGAAGAAGCCCCACCAGAGAAAGAACCCAAAAGCUGAAGAAGAGAAAACAACAGAGGAACCAAAAAAGAAACCCUCAAAAGCCAACAGUUGAGUUGCUUGCACGAUCUCUCCGAAGCAAGCAGAGAACCUCAAGCAAACAAUGACCCAGAAAAAAAAAAGGGAGAAGAAAAAGCAAAUUCUGUAGCUUUUUAGUCUCCGUCGUCACCCACAAUCUGAUUCGUCUCUGCUAAAGUUUCAAGCUUUCUGCUUUCUGCUUUCUGCCCAAGCAGUUCACCGACAGUCGGAUCUUAUCCGUGGAAAUGAAAAAUGCGUUUGUUUUCCUAAUUGUCUUACGAGAUCUAGAGAAUGGGUUUCCUUCAAGUUGAAACUUUCGUGGAGUUGGUUAAGAAAGAACCAUCCUUUGAGAAGAAGUUGGGAGUGGACUUUUCGAUGAAUCGGUUGCUUCAGAAUGUUUCUUCCUCUGGGAAUCUCCGGAUGAUCAUUUUCAGAAGAAACAGGAAACCGACCUUUACUGGAUUAUCCAUUUCUUAGAAUGUGGGAUUCCUUUGUUAAUUGGGUUCCCUUCUGUUUUGAAUAAUUAGGAUAUCUCUCCUUGCUUCUAGCAUUUGGGUUUACACAGUUCCAUUUUAUGUUUGGUUCUUGUUCUUUGUUUUUUGAUAGUACAAGGCUUUUGCAGUUUGAUCUACUUUGAUUGGAGAUGGAUUGCUUGCUUUGAGGUUUCAUGACUUCUCUAAAAUAUGGUUUGUUUGCUAUAUAGUUCUCAUUCUUGGUUGAUACCUUACAGAUCUCUCAGAUUGGAUCUCUCUACUUACUCUUAUCUCCCCUGUUCAUCGCUUGGUAAUAGUAUCAAGCUGUUAACUUAACAUUGGUUUCAUUGUUCACAAUAUGUUUUCAGGUGUUUUCUAACGGUUUAAGUGGUAACCAAUUGCCUCUUGUCGCUGCAUCCUGAUGGACGAGGAGACUGCUAGUCCCUUUCGAACACCCGAACGGAUGAAUAAGCAAGAGGAUAAUAAACCGAGAAGAAACUCUGCUGGGAAGGUAAUGUCCUCAGAUGGUAAACAGAAAGAGCUCCCUCGUUAUCUCAGAGCGUCGACAGGUUCAUGCCAUGAUCUCUGCAAGUAUGGGAGGAAAAAUGUGUCUGAGGAAAAACCGUGGCGUUCCAAGGUUAAAAAGACUGUCAAGAAACUUCCUGAUGGCAUGAACGAAUCUUUUAGCUCAGGGUCUUCUGAGAGGAAGAGGGUGAUGGCAGUGAAGAUGAAACAGGAGCUUCAUUGUUCAGAUGAUGCUUCUGAGAUUAUAAAGAGAGAGUUAGUGAAGACAACAAAAUCCAAGCUCAAAUCUUCUCCUGUUUCGGGAUCCCAGACAUCUGGAAAUGCCAAUACUACUGAGAAGCAGAAAGUUGUGUCAAAAAGAUCUCAUUCAGGACGAGCAGCUAAGAAAUCGAAUGACACUAACCCGACACAUGUGCAAGUUUCUUCACCAGGGCUGAAACCGCUGAAGGGGAAGGCCAGUCGGGGAAACGACAAUGAUAUGAAGAUAGAGAAGAAUAUUGGAGCAUCCAAAGUUGUUUCAAAGAAAGUGUCUUUAACCCCGAGAGCUUCAUUUUCCUCGAAGCCGUCGAUCAGAUUAGCUGGAAAUUCAAGUCUGAGGAAGAGCCAGAGCUUGAAAGCUUCAUCUUCUCCACCAAAUCAGAAACCAAGCAAUGUGCAGUGCAGUGAUGAGCCUAAGCAGUUGGAUAGUUAUCCGCUCGAGGAGAAAACAUUGCACGUUGUGGAAAUGGAAGCGGAGAACUACAAGAUUGCAGAAGAACAUGAUCCCAAUGAGAAAUUAUGCAUUGCCGACCCGUCUCCUCCAUCGUCAUCCUCGACUCAAGAAGACGAGGAUGUAGGAGAAUAUGAAGAGUAUACAGUAUCAGAAGCAGAAGGGCACGAUUACCAAUCUCAGAGCGAUGAGCCCGAGACUGCAGAAGAAGAGGACGAGACUUUGGAUGGAGAGGAGAAACCAAGGGGAAGAAAUGAAGGAAAAUCUGCAGACGAAGCACAAAAGUUACAUUUCAGAAGAGGAAGGGUUGUGGAUGUAAAUUCCGAGAAUGGCAAACCGACGAGGCUUAAGUUUAGACGAGGAAGGGCUCUCGGGGAAAACCAAACUCAGAAUAGCCAUGGAAGGAGGAGCUUUAAGAAGGUAGAACAUGUUGCAGAAGACAAUGAUGAACAUGAAGAGGAAAAAGUAGUGUUGAGGCAUCAAGAUGUGGAGGAGAAGAAAGAUGGACAAGGAUUGUUCAACAAUGUCAUUGAAGCAACAGCGAGCAAACUCGUUGAAAGCAGGAAAAGCAAAGUUAAGGCUUUGGUCGGAGCUUUCGAAACCGUCAUCUCUCUGCAAGAAUCAAAACCUUCUUCUAACUCUGCAACAUGAACCCUAGAAAGAAACAUCAGGAACGAACAAGAGAGGAAAGCUGACUUUGAUCUUUGACAAGCUUUGUUCAUCAGUGAGGUUUUUCCAGUAGUAGCAGUAGUGUUUGCUUUGGUUUCGGUUUCGGUUUCGGUUUGCGGAAACCGGCAAUGUAAAUUGAACCGGUUUGAAUCCCCUCCGGUUUGCUGAACCUCAAGAAGAUUGAUACUUCACAGUUCACACACUCCUUAUCUUUGGUAUGUUUUAACAUUCAUUUGGUGUUUUGUGAAUAUGCUACUAAACCGACGGAUUGUGUUUGUUUUCGGUUUUGGUUUUCUGCUCAAUUUUGUUGGUUUUUCUC
Messenger RNA from Tarenaya hassleriana, 2881 nucleotides. Its product is annotated as hepatoma-derived growth factor-related protein 2-like. The coding region runs from base 1081 to 2544 and encodes 487 amino acids. The record is from RefSeq and is a predicted model, not a curated record. Gene Ontology annotation, molecular function: calmodulin binding. Lineage: Eukaryota; Viridiplantae; Streptophyta; Magnoliopsida; Brassicales; Cleomaceae. The transcript has 2 exons.